UCAAAAUGACUGAUGUUAUGCGUGAAAUGAUAGCUCAGCAAAGGGCUGAAGAAGAAGGACGUAAACUGCCACCUUUUGACCAUCAUUCAGUUUGUCGUUCUUAUUUACAAGGUUGUUGUCCGAGAGAAUUACUGUCGGAUACAAGGCUUGAAUCAAUGAUGUCUUGUCGAAAAAUGCAUGAACCGGCACAUAAGGGAGAAUAUAAUAAAGCACAAGAGAAAAGGGAUUUGUUCUACGACGUUGAGGCCUACGAAGAGCUCGAGGACGCAAUUUGUAUUGUGGAUCAGGAAAUUCGAAGACUUCAGGAUAAAGUAAAAAGAGAUGCUGAAAAUAAUUUAGACCUUACUGAGCAACAUCGAACCCAAAAGAUAUUUGAAGUAAACGAGCAAAUUGGAGUUGCUUUAGUCCAAAUUGAGGCUCUCGGUAAUGAAGGGCGUAUAAACGAAUCAGUCGAGUUAUCGAGGAAGGUGGACGAAUUGAAGAAAAGAAAACGGGAGCUUGACACUGAAAUGAAAGGGAUACAUCCAUCUAUGCUGCAGCGUUUGCGUGUUUGUGAAACUUGUAGCGCUCAGUUGAACGUUAUGGAUCAUGAAACUCGUUUGCAAGAUCAUUAUGGAGGAAAAAUGCAUUUGGGUAUGGUAGAAAUUCGUGAAAAAUAUGCAGAAAUGAAGAAUUCAAUUGAUGAGCGUCGUACUUUAAAAAAGCUUGCUGAGGAGAAGGAACGCAGUGAACGUCGUAAUCAACGAGGGCGAAGUCGUAGUCGUGAACGAAAGCGUUCUCGUUCACGCGAGAAAAAGUCUCAUCGAAGUCGAAGAGUCGUUCGCAUAAAGAACGUCGUCGUUCGCGUUCCCGCGAGCGGAAAUCGUCUCGUCGUGAUUCGAGUCGUGAACGUUGUUUUGCUUGAUCUCAAAAUGCCUGAUGUCAAGCCAGCGAAUCAAUAUGAACAUUUUUCUGAAAUGCGUGCCCGUCAAUUUCUAUCUCAAAUAGCAAGUCUUGGGCCAAGACCGAGUGGUUCUGAGGCAUUGGAGAAAAUUAAUUCUUUGAAGGAUGUUGUUAACUGGAAUGAUGUUAAUAGAAUUGAAAUGGAUAUUCAAAGGCCAACUGGUUGUUAUGACCUCAAAUUUUUGUCUGUAUUUACUCUUUGUUAUCAUAAAGUUACAAAUAUUGUUGCCAGAAUCGGCCCAAAGAAAGGACCCACAGAUUUUUCAAUUUUAAUUAAUUGUCAUUUUGAUACUUUACCUGACACUCCCGGUGCAACAGAUAAUGCCGUUUCUUGUGCUAUUAUGAUGGAAAUUUUGGAAGUUUUUGCACACUUAAAUGAGCCUUUAGAACAUGACAUUCUUUUCCUUUUUAAUGGAGCCGAAGAGAAUUUCCUUCAGGCAUCUCAUGGUUUUAUUGUCAAUCACCCUUGGCGACAUUCUUUGAGAGCUUUUAUUAAUUUAGAAGGAUGUGGUUCUGGUGGAAGAGAAUUACUUUUUCAAUCAUGGCUAAUCAAAACUUAUUUGGAUAAUGCUCCACAUCCGCAUUGCAAUGUUCUUGGACAAGAAAUUUUUCAGUUGGGGAUAAUUCCGUCUGACACUGACUUUCGGAUUUUUCGUGAUUAUGGAAAGAUUUCUGGUUUUGACAUUGCCUAUAUUCGAAAUGGUUGGGUUUAUCACACAGAAUUUGAUCGUCCAGAAUUGAUUGAUAUUGGUGCAAUUCAACGCUCUGGGGACAAUAUUUUGGCUUUGAGUCGAGCAUUAAUUCGUUCUCCUUAUUUAAAACAACCGGCAAAUUUUAAUGAGGGAACAAAAUGGGUUUUCUUGGAUGUCGUUGGCUUGUUUACUAUUUUUUAUGAAAUGAAAUUAGCUCUUAUCUUCAAUUAUACUGUGUUGGUGUUAGUUUUAAUUCGAAUCUAUUUACAUCUUUUUCGUAACGGGGAUUAUUCUAUUAAUGUUUUGUUGCGUGCUUCUACGAAUCAAUUUAUGGCUUUUGGAGCUAUGUUAUUUAUUGGGAUUUGUUUAGUUUUAAUUAUUAGUCUAUUAAAUAUGACAAUGAGUUGGUAUUCAAUGCCUGAAUUAGUAUUUCCAUUAUAUAUUGUGCCAAUGAUGACUGCAGCUUUUUUUGCACAUGCUCGUUCAGCUGGGAAAAUGGAAUUGGAUAUGGCUAUGAAAUUCGAAAAAGCACAUUUUGAUUCUACAAUAAUUUUUUGGUCUAUAGUUCUUUUUAUACUUACUUGGAUUCAUUCAGCUAGUUCUUAUUUAUUUAUGUUUCAUGUUUUAUUUCCACUCAUUCGUGAUCCUUUAUUGUCAAUUUCUAAAAUUUUUGGAUUUAUUAAAGUUAUAACACCAAAAUCACUUUUUUGGGCUCAAUCAAUUUGUUUAACUCCUUUAAUUAUUUUAAUUAGUACAUAUACACAACUACUUUUUGACUUUUUUGUCCCAGUAAUGGGCCGUUUUGGAAAUACGAUUAAUCCAGAAAUUUUUAUAAUGUCUUUUUCUUUGUUGGUUUCGCUUACUUUUAAUAAUUUAAUUUAUGUAAGUCGCCGACUUGGUUUUAUGGUAAAAUGUAUGAUUGCUGUUUCUCUUUUUUGUUUUUUAAUCAUUUCAACAACAAAUGUUGGUGUUCCUUAUAAAUAUUCAAAAGAAUCUCCUCGUCUUCGACGUGUUAUUGCUUUGCACGCAAAGAAAAGUGUUUUUAAAUUUGAUGGAAAUUUACUUAAUUCUGAAACUGGUUUAUUUGUACAGGCAUUGGAUUAUAGAGGGGCUGAUGAUUUGCCUGAACAUACUUUUUUACAAGGUGUUGGGAAGCCUGACUGUUCAAAUACAACCGAUGAAUAUUGUCAAAUGCCCUAUUAUACUGCAAUUCAUCAACUCUUCCCUCCCGAUCGUUCUCGAUGGGUGCCACUACCAACAGAACCUCCAAUAGCUCGACCUUUAAAUGUGAAAUUGUUGGAGCGAAAAUUUCUUUCAAAUAAUAUGCUUAAUUUAACAAUUGCUAUCUUUGGAGGGGCAGACAAAGCAUCUUUACAUAUAACCCCACUUGAUGGUUUUCAAAUGAGAAAUUGGUCAUUAACAGCAUUUAAUCCAAAAACAUAUAGUAAUCGACCGCAUGCAACUUAUUUUGUAUUUAUGACAUACGGAUAUGAGGCGCCAAAAGAAAGAAUUAUUUGGAUUUUGCUUGAAAAAAAUGGAGGAAAGAAAUUAACUUUAACUGAUAUUGGAAAAGAACCAGCACUUGAAUUAGCAGUAGCAACACAUUAUGUUCAUGGAGCCAAUCAAAAUUCGGAUACUCUUCAUCAGCUACGCUCUUUAAUUGCCAAUCGAAGAGAGAAGCCACAUGCUGGAGUUGGCUUUUGGCGUUGGGGAAUUACACUGACUGCUGGCGUUUCUGAAAUUGUUGUUCAUUCCUUUUAA
Molecule: messenger RNA, 3395 nt
Organism: Meloidogyne enterolobii
Lineage: Eukaryota; Metazoa; Nematoda; Chromadorea; Rhabditida; Meloidogynidae
Source: the annotation of a GenBank genome assembly